AUAUAUAUAUAUAUUUAUUUUUUCUUUGUCUCAUUUGGUUCUGAUUUGCCUUGGAUCUGCUCUUCUUAACGGAUUACAUAUUUUAGGUUUCGGAUUUGGACAACAAGUGCAUUGAGAGUGAGUAUUUUGGGUUUCUGUAGUGGCUUCUUGAUAUUUGUACAGUCUUAGGUGAAAUCCAGGUCUUGGUGGUGGCAAUCGUGAAGCGUGGUACGGUGGGAAGUCGUGAACUUAUUUUCAACCUGGGGUUGAUGGAGUGAUCUCAAGCAUCUGAAUAGCUGUUUCCUGCUUCCUCUGGUGAAGUAGGUGGGGGGUGUUGCAUGUUACAAUGUCCGGAAUUGACAGGAUGAAUCUGAACACGUCAUCGCAAUCGGAUAUCGAUGAGAUCGAGAGUUUGUUCAACAUUAGCGUGCAGCCUGCAACCCUAGAGGUGCCCCAGUCGGUUCCUCCCGCUCGAAAGCCGUCCAGUCCCCCGACGAUUCCUGUGUCCGCACCUCUGCUGCCUCCUUCGUCGGUUUCCAGCAGCAGCCAGGCAUUCUCCACCCCAGCACCGGCUGGGCCUACGCUUUCUACAGGUUUCGGCGGAGGCCCUCAGUACAACACGCUGACGGAACCAGUAUGGGAGACGCUGAAGAGAGACUUGGUGAGGGUGUCGAACAACCUGAAGGACGUGGUGCUUCCGAACCCGUACCGUGAGGACCCCGGGAAAGCGUUGAGGGACUGGGAUCUGUGGGGCCCGUUCUUCUUCAUCAUAUUUCUAGCAUUGACGCUGUCGUACUCGGCGUCGGAGAACAAGUCGAAGGUGUUCGCGGUGGUGUUUGCGACACUGUCGGCGGGGGCGAUAGUGCUGACGCUGAAUGUGCAGCUUCUGGGAGGGAGCAUCAUCUUCUUCCAGAGCUUGAGCGUGUUGGGGUACUGCCUGUUUCCGCUGGACGUAAGCGCGCUGGUGUGCCAGGUGAACAACACAAAGUUGUUUCGGAGCCUGGUGGUGCUUGUGGCGUUGGCGUGGAGCUCGUGGGCGGCAUACCCGUUCGUGAGCACAGCAGUACCGUCGAGUCGGAAGGCGCUGGCCGUGUACCCGGUGCUGUUGCUGUACAUCACAGUGGGGUUUCUUGUGUUGGCGAACAACUGAAAGAGGAGGGGACAUUUUGGGUGGUGUGCAGGAGUUGGAGCAGAGACGUAGGACAUUGUGUAGCGGUUGGUGAUAGGGAGCAUGGGAGGUAUUUAAUGUACGUUCGGUUUCAGCUUUAGCUUGAUCGGGUAAUGUAGAGUGGAAUUCAGCGUAUGGCAUUCUUGAGGGCACAUUUACGCACUAAUCCUCGAUUUUUUUAAUUUUUUUAAUUUUUUAAUUUUAAUUUUAUGGUGACAUUCACCUUUUCGCUGA
Physcomitrium patens is the source of this 1381-nucleotide messenger RNA. NCBI's taxonomy places the organism in Eukaryota, Viridiplantae, Streptophyta, Bryopsida, Funariales, Funariaceae. The record is from RefSeq and is a predicted model, not a curated record.